UGGGAAUGCCUGCCUUAGGGUGAAGCUGUAAUGGAUAAUUUCUACCUUUCAGUACAUUUUAAAAGGGUGAUUUUAAGGCCCUACACCUGUUUCUGGAGAGGAGAAGCAGGUGGGCAGUGAUGGGGGUGGAGCUGAGCUAAUUGCGUCAUUAGGCCGGGUCCACGAUUUUGUCUCAUUUAACUCCCCACUCUGCCCACUUCACUAGGAAAUGGGCAGAAUGCGGGAGGGGUGCACAUUCUUCAGGGGCUGUGGAGGACUACCUCAGAGAGUGGGCGUCUCCCACAGAAUCCGGGAGAAUAGCUUCCACAAGAUGUAUCUUCAGCUGUGGGUCGUCGCUGUCCUGGGAAUUUGGAGCCUGCGGGCGCAGGACAUGAAGAUGGACUGUGAUGGGGACCAGGUUUUACAAAUCAUCCCACAGAACACGGAACACGUUUAUUGCUUACAGCAGAUAUGUCAGUCAUCGCAGCUGGAUCUUUGGAAGCCACUGCAGCCAGAAGACAUCACCGUCGGGCGUGCGGUGCACGUCCGGAUCCCGUACAUCGCGCUGCGGUCUGUGAAGGAGGAUCUGCGCCACUGUUCACUCUCUUUUCAGCUUUUGUUGGACAACGUAACCCAGUUUAUGGGCAACGAGAAGGGAAGAAGAAGAAGCAAGCGAUCGAUAACCACUUAUGAGUACACCAAAUACCAUCCAAUGGAAGAUAUUUACAAUUGGAUGAACCUGGUGUCAGAGAGUCACAGUGAGCUGGUGACGCAGCACCACCUGGGCUCCACGUAUGAGCGCAGACCAAUGCACUAUCUGAAGAUCAGUAAGUCUUCCAAUGAUCCUAUGAAAGCUAAGAAAAUGAUCUGGAUGGAUUGUGGCAUUCAUGCCCGAGAGUGGAUUGCCCCGGCGUUCUGCCAGUGGUUUGUGAGAGAGUUUGUACAGAACCAUCGUAAAGAUUCCCGUAUGCAGAAGAUUCUCAAAAACUUAGAUCUGUAUAUCCUGCCUGUCCUAAACAUCGAUGGCUACGUCUACACCUGGACCACAGAUCGGCUUUGGAGGAAAUCUCGCUCUAAGCACUACGAUGACGCGUGUUACGGGGUGGACCUUAACCGCAACUUUGACACUAAAUGGUGCACUUCUGGAUCAUCCACAAACUGCACAAGCAAUUUAUACUGUGGAAUUUCACCUGUGUCCGAACCAGAGACGAGGGCAGUGGUAGAUUUUGUAGCGAGCAGGAAAUCGGACAUCAUUUGCUAUCUGACAAUGCACUCGUACAGUCAGUACAUCUUGACGGCAUACGGUUACACCCAAGAUCUCCCCAAGAGCUACAAUGAAACGGUCAAAGUUGCUCAGAAGGCAGCGUCGGAGCUGAAGAAGACACACGGCACAGAGUAUAAAGUGGGCAGCUUCGCCAAUCUCCUGUAUGAAGCUUCCGGAACUUCCCAGGACUGGGUCCAUGAUCUGGGCAUCAACUUUUCAUUCACCAUUGAGUUAAGAGACAAUGGCACUUACAAAUUUGUACUGCCGGAGGACCAAAUCCAACCAACGUGCGAGGAAACCAUGGCCGCGGUCAUGACCAUCAUAGAGUAUGUCAAUGACAAAUAUUUCCCAAAUAAGGCAUCUACAACCUUUACACCUCAUCCGGCUGCUCUCCUCCUGUAUAUGGUCCUGGCCCUGGCACUGCUGGUAGAACUUUAAGGCUGGACAGAGACCCAAAAACUUAGGCUUCUCCAUUUUUGAUCAGGACACCUGAAAGUGCUCAGCUUCUGUGACGUGGCCUUCAGAACAAAAAGAUUAAAAACAAAAACUACAGGCGGUGGUGCUUCAAUGCACAAACAAGUACAAGCACAUCUUAAGAGCAACUUGCAAUGAAGAGUUCCAGCUCCAAUGAAAGAACAGAGAUGUUAUUCGCGAAGUAUAUUUUUUAAUAGCACAAUAACUGUCAUGGAGACUUUGUAAGCACACUGAGAUAUAUAUCUGUUGAGUCUCCAUAUUGUAUAAGCUGAAGUGCCAUUGCGUAUAACAUUUGAGCCUAUUGUUUCUUCCUUUGGAUGACGUGUCCUCUUUGGUGUAUGAUACAGUAUCUCCUGGAGCACUGGGAAUUGUUAUGUUGUAAUGUUGCCCAUUUACCGAGCAAGCGUACCAGAUUACAGAUGUCAUUUGUGAAAGCAUUGUCCAGCUCUGUGCUCUUCAAUAGCAGCAUUGUAUAAUUAUUCAUUUUGAAAGCACAUCACUGUCCUGAACAAAGCUUCCUUUCAGCAAA
Messenger RNA from Pseudophryne corroboree (corroboree frog), 2246 nucleotides. RefSeq names its product carboxypeptidase O (gene CPO). Gene Ontology annotation, molecular function: zinc ion binding; metallocarboxypeptidase activity. The coding region runs from base 209 to 1681 and encodes 490 amino acids. The transcript is spliced from 12 exons. The record is from RefSeq and is a predicted model, not a curated record. Lineage: Eukaryota; Metazoa; Chordata; Amphibia; Anura; Myobatrachidae. Gene Ontology annotation, biological process: proteolysis.